UAUAAGCUCCUUUCUCUCUUUUUCUAUUUUUCCCCCCACUGAUUCAAAGCUCUCUCCUUUUCUCUUAUUCCAUUUCCUCUGUUUUUGAUCAAAAACUCAUAUUUUUUCUUGUUGAUUUUAGCCCAAGUUUUAAAAAACCCCAUUAGCUUUUCCCCUGUUUUCCCUCUAUUUUCUUCCAUUUUCUCACCUUGGGUGUCUUUUUAUUGUUUGUUUUUUGCUUCAAAAUCCCCUUUUUCGUGAUAAAAAAUGGGGUUUUCGAAAAAAUCACAAGUGGAUGGAGUACUAGAUUCGGAAGGGAAAAAAUGGGUAAUAGCGGGUAUUGCUAUACGGACAUCAUUGAAGCUAAUAAACACAAAGCCAAGAGGAAAACAAAGUGGAGAAGAUGACGGUGAAGAAGAAGAAGAAGAAGCUUGUUCAACGACUCCAACUUCAAAAGAAGCAAGAAUACCAGAGAAAUUACCUUGCCCUCCACCGCCAAGAAAACGCAGGCCUCCUUUAAGACGCCAUUAUAAUGGAGUUAGAGACUUCUUUACACCUCCUGAUUUGGAAUCAGUUUUCAAGCUCCGCCAUGUCGAGAAACCUAUUUGAGUUUGACAUUUUAGAGUAAAGUUCGUGUGUUUUUAGCAUUCUAGGGUUUAUGUUAUCUUUUUUUUGGGGGGGGGUCUUUUUUUGCAUUAGUAACUCCUUCUCUAAGCAAUAUAGUGGAGAGGGUUUAAAAGGUGUACAAAGAUAUCAUAUAUUUAUGAAAUAACUAGUGUAGUUUAAGUUCAUACUUUA
Molecule: messenger RNA, 777 nt
Organism: Gossypium raimondii (Peruvian cotton)
Lineage: Eukaryota; Viridiplantae; Streptophyta; Magnoliopsida; Malvales; Malvaceae
Product: cyclin-dependent protein kinase inhibitor SMR6
Exons: 1
Coding region: 247-588 (113 amino acids)
Biological process (GO): regulation of DNA endoreduplication
Source: RefSeq, a predicted model, not a curated record